AUGUCCAGAGCCAGGGUGAUGUCAUUCCUGCGGGGCCUGACGCGCCGGAAGCCCCUGGAGCCUGAGGGGGAGGUGUCCAACUUCCGCCGCUGCCUCACAACGCUGGACCUGGUGGCACUGGGUGUUGGCAGCACCCUGGGGGCGGGCGUGUAUGUGCUCUCCGGGGAAGUUGCCAGGGUGGUCUCCGGCCCCAGCAUCAUCCUAUCUUUCUUCAUCGCUGCGCUGGCCUCCAUCUUUGCUGGGCUGUGCUAUGCGGAGUUCGGCGCCAGAGUCCCCAAGACUGGCUCCGCCUACCUGUACAGCUACGUGACUGUAGGGGAGGUGUGGGCCUUCAUAACCGGCUGGAAUUUACUGCUGUCCUACGUCAUAGGUACCUCGAGCGUGGCCAGGGCCUGGAGUGGCACGUUUGACGACCUUAUUGGAAACGUUAUUGCUGAUUCACUGGGCAAGCAUGCGGCAAUGGGUCUGCCUGGCCUGGCAGCCUACCCAGACUUCUUUGCAGCUGGUCUUAUCAUGCUGUUGGCUGGUAUCCUUGCUUUUGGAGUCAAAGAGUCUGCGACUGUCAAUAAGAUCUUCACCGCCAUUAACAUAGCAGUGCUGCUGUUUGUCAUCCUCUCUGGCUUUAUCAAAGGAGACCUUAACAACUGGUAUAUUAGUAUGGAGACCAUCAUGAACACUACCGCACAAAUACAAAACCAGUCCUUGGCAGCCAACGUGACAAGUAGCUAUGGGGUUGGUGGAUUCUUCCCCUUUGGGUUUGAGGGGACAGUGGCAGGAGCAGCAACCUGUUUCUAUGCUUUCGUUGGAUUCGACUGCAUUGCCACCACAGGCGAAGAGGUGACGAACCCCCAGAAGUCCAUCCCGCUGGGUAUUGUGGCCUCGCUGCUGAUCUGCUUCCUGGCCUACUUCGGGGUGUCUGCCGCCCUGACCCUGAUGAUGCCGUACUACAUGCUGAGCGUCCAGAGCCCCCUCCCCGUGGCCUUCACCUACAUCGGCUGGGCUGCUGCCAAGUACGUGGUCGCCGUGGGAUCUCUGUGUGCCCUCUCCACCAGCCUCCUAGGGUCCAUGUUCCCUAUGCCCCGCGUACUGUUUGCCAUGGCAAGGGAUGGUCUCCUUUUCAAGUCCCUGAGCCAGGUCAGCGAUCGCCAGAGUCCUGUCGUGGCCACACUCUCGUCAGGCGCCGUGGCAGCAAUCAUGGCCCUUUUGUUUGACCUGAAAGCACUGGUUGAUAUGAUGUCGAUUGGAACACUCUUCGCCUACACUCUUGUGGCAGUGUGUAUUCUCAUACUUAGGUAUCAAGACGAUUCCGCUAAAGACUCCAAUAAUAUCCACAAGCCUGAAACUAACACAAAGCUGGGAUUUCUGAACCCUCCUUCACACCCAACAGCUGAGACUGCUAAAAAUGUCUCAACUUGUACAGUUUUCCUAAUUAUUUUGCUUAUCAUCUUAAGCAUCUUUCUGAGCAAGGGUAUCCAAUCCCUGCUAAACAAGGAAGUGUGGAGCCUACUCUGUGUCUCUGUCAUUCUACUCAUUCUGGUUCUUACCGUCAUCAUCAUCUGGAGACAGCCUCAGAGUCCAACCAAAGCAGCGUUCAUGGUGCCCUUUCUGCCAGUACUCCCAGUGGUCAGUGUUUUUGUCAACAUUUACCUCAUGGUUCAGCUGGGGACUGACACGUGGGUGCGCUACGCAGUCUGGAUGGCAGUGGGGAUGCUCAUAUACUUCGGUUAUGGUGUUCGGCACAGUGUUCAGAAGCAGCGGCUCCUUAAUGCAAACAACCAGGUUAGCAUCCAAACCAUCGGAACCAAAGCGGAGGAGGACGGGGCCAAAGGAGACGGCUCCUGA
Messenger RNA from Megalops cyprinoides (Indo-Pacific tarpon), 1842 nucleotides. Its product is annotated as cationic amino acid transporter 2 family protein. Gene Ontology annotation, molecular function: amino acid transmembrane transporter activity. The transcript has 11 exons. Gene Ontology annotation, cellular component: plasma membrane. Bases 1 to 1842 code for a protein of 613 amino acids. The record is from RefSeq and is a predicted model, not a curated record. NCBI's taxonomy places the organism in Eukaryota, Metazoa, Chordata, Actinopteri, Elopiformes, Megalopidae. Gene Ontology annotation, biological process: transmembrane transport; amino acid transport.